Messenger RNA from Teleopsis dalmanni, 1644 nucleotides. Its product is annotated as homocysteine-responsive endoplasmic reticulum-resident ubiquitin-like domain member 2 protein. Gene Ontology annotation, molecular function: protein binding. The transcript has a single exon. Gene Ontology annotation, biological process: endoplasmic reticulum unfolded protein response. The record is from RefSeq and is a predicted model, not a curated record. Lineage: Eukaryota; Metazoa; Arthropoda; Insecta; Diptera; Diopsidae. Bases 1 to 1644 code for a protein of 547 amino acids.
AUGGAUAAGCCCACUACGUCGAUUUCAUCAUCGUCCGCAGUGGCUGUUGCAGAUGGAGCAAGUGCUGCAGUGAGCAGCAAAGUUACAGCAACAUCUGCCGCAACAACUACCACAGUCAAUAGCAAUGUGACAAGUGUUAAACUUAUAAUUAAGGCCUCAAAUCAACUACACGAUGAUCAAGUUGUUGAGAGUGAUUUACUUUGGACUGUACAACGUCUUAAGAUGCAAUUGUCUUUGGUUUACCCAAGCCAGCCGCCUGUAGCAGAACAGAAGCUUAUUUACUCAGGACAACUUCUAAAUGAUAAGCUCUUACUGAAAGACGUUAUACGCAGUUAUAAGGAUGUUUAUACACAAAACCACAUAUUUCAUUUAGUUCACACGCCUGCUUCAAUGCGAUCACCACCACCUCUAGCUGCAAAAUCAAUACGAAAUAAAACUAUGACUUCCAAUGUAGAUAUAAACACAGCUUCGACUAAUAUGGGCUCAGCCGCAACAGAUGGUUUACGGCAUAGAUAUAUAUAUUCAGCUACGCAACCACAAUAUAUUUUGCAGCCAAACCCACAGCAUAGUCAGCAAGACCAACAAAGCCAAAACCAACAGACACAGCAACAGCAAUCAGUGCAUCAAUCGCAGCCAUGGGCAGGAUACUAUGCAAAUGCACCACAAUUUAAUCCGCACAUAAUGCCAGUAUUAGCUGCUCAUGCACAAGCCCCUCUUCCACAGAGUUGCCCCCCAUUUGAUACAAACAAUCCAAUGAAUCAGUGGACUAUGCAAGCAAUAGCCACACAACAAGCUGCUAUGUACAAUUGGAUUCAGCAUGUGUAUUCACAAUAUAUGGAUCGUUGUAUACAAGUCUCAAAUGCAUCGCAGAAUAAUACAACUGAUCCUACUAUACCAAUAAAUCAUGCCUUUCAGGCACCAUAUGGAUACUCCAAUUUUGGCUUACCUCUGAUACCAAAUCCUAGUGCACAUCAGCCGCAAAACCAAAUGCAGCAAAGCGCUGAAAAUAUUGUUGGAAGUGAACCAAAUGUUGAACCAGUAGAUGUACAAGCACAGGAACGGCCUGAGGCAGUACUACAAAGACCACGUUUUCCUAACAUUGCACAAGAGGAACAGGAAAAUCGAGACUGGUUGGAUAGGUUCUAUUCAAUAACACGCUUAGCUUUGUUCCUGAUCAUUUUGUUUUAUAACUCAUCGCCAUUGCGUUGUUUAGCUGUAGUUUUUAUUGCUGGCGGAAUUUAUCUUAAUCAUAUUGGUGUGUUUCGUUUUCGACCAGAACGCAAUAACAAUAAUAUAAAUCGCAACAAUAACGAUCAAAUACGCCAAGGUGUCGAGGAAGUACAGCAGGCUCAAGCACAAGCUCCUCAAGAGAUACAAAAUGAGAGUGCAUCAAAUACUGAUCCCGCCGAAGAAAGUUUAGCAAAUCGUAGUGAAGAUGUUGAGAGUAAUGCAACAGAAGAACUUGCUGUUAAUGCUGAAGACACCGAUGAAGAGCAACAACAACAUGAUUCUUCUGGUGAUACUCCUGGUGACGAUGCAGAACCAAAUGCAGCAGCUCUACCAAAUGUUGGCGUUCUAAUAUUUGUACGUAUAUUUGUGCUAACAUUUUUUGCGUCAUUGCUUCCAGAUAUGCCAGCAUUGUAA